This is a messenger RNA of Podarcis lilfordi (Lilford's wall lizard), 25790 nucleotides long. NCBI's taxonomy places the organism in Eukaryota, Metazoa, Chordata, Lepidosauria, Squamata, Lacertidae. The record is from the annotation of a GenBank genome assembly.
UCCCGACCCUCUCCAUAGGAAUGAUUGGCAGUCACUUGGGGGUGCAAGGCUGUUCAAAUAAAUCCCUGCUCCUUAACCCGGCUGCACCUGCACUUGUGUGUUUGAUAAGGAAAUAUAGGACGAGCAGGCAACUGGCAAACAACUUGACCCCCGCCCCGAAACUGUGGUGAGGCAGAGAAAGGUUGCCCAGCCGACCUCCCGUGCCAGAAAGCACCGGCACGGCGUGGAGAGAGAGGGAGAGGCGCUACUGCAGGCGACACACGGGCUUUUUGCGCGCCAAGAGCCUUCAGAAAGAUGGGGCUCAUUUCCAGCUUUGCCAGCGUGGCUCCUCGCAUUCCCCAGCUAUGGCAGACGAGCAGCAUGCAGAGCAUUCCUGCCUCACUCCAUCCCGGCUCGUCGUAGCUGCAACCAAACCGAGCGGCCGCCUCUUUCUCGUCCUCCCCUUUUGGGCUGACGCGCUCGGAGCGCGACGGGGAGGAGCCAUGUUGGGCUUCGCCCUCCGACUAGGAAGCGGCGCUCACCGGGUAGCAGGACAGGGAGAGAGGAAGAGGAAGGGAGGAAAGGAGGCUGGCGGGGCCGCGGGGAGCGCCUUCCCCUUAUGCAGGCGCCAGCUGAGGCGGCGGCGGAGGGCUUCUCUGUGGCAGGGAGGAGAUGGAGGCGGCAAAGUCAAAGAUGGGCUCUGAGGACGUGCUUCGGCAGACCAGCCGGCUGGCCUCUUCCAGCGCCCUCUUGCAGGUAUCCGUCGGCGGCAGAGGACGGAGGCGAGGCGGUGCUCGCUUAGCCCUAGCCUCGUCCCUUUCCCUGGCUUCUCUUCGGUGACUCGUUUUCAGAAACGCCCUCUCGGCCCAGUCAUGGAUGCCUCUUCCCGCAGUUUGAAUUGCUUGCCUCCUCUGCAAGAGGUUUGCGCAACGGACUCGCUGGCCACCCCUGUGGCUUGGUUGCGUUUGGUUUGCUUGCUUGCUUUUGCGCCCUGUCACCUGUUUCCAGCUCCAAACUAUUAGAUGUGCGUGUGAGAGAGAGACAUCCACAUAUCUUUAUUCCCUCGCAGAAAAGACCCUUCGCCGGCGAUGACACAUUACCUUGCUCAGUGGGUAGACUCAGCUGUUGUUGGACCUCAGCUCCCAUCAUCCCGGACCACUGGCGCAGCUAGCUAGGGAUGAUGGGAGUUGUAGUGCAACAACAGCUGGGUCCUCGAGUCUGAGAAACACUCUGGUAGAGCCUGAGACUCUUAAUCUCAUGGUCGUGGGUUUGAGCCCCACAUUGGGAAGAGGGCUCCUGUCUGGGGGUUGGACUAGAAGUCCCUUGUAUGAUCCUGCGUAGGAUCCACACAUUUGCUUUCCAUUUUGCAUUUGUGGUCGUGGAAGAAAUGAGGCAUGAAUUUUUUGGAGCCGCACCCAAUGGGCGUAUCUCCUCAGACAGUAUUGUCUCUGUACGACAUUGCCAUACUGAUCACACAAGAGUGUUUUUCACCAUAUGUGAACAGGACUAUUGGCUUCCCAAUAGUCUAUUGGACUGUUGGUGUCCCUGUACAAGUACACACAUGUAUAGUAUGGACAUGCUCUAUACAUGGGGUUUGUGCAGCCUCCUUCACAUGUAUUUUGGAGCAUCUUUCACAAAAGUGCCUUCUCUAGGGAUAAGUAGUAUUUGUAAAAUGUUCCUGAGCAUCAAUUUCCCAGCAAUGCCCACUAUUUGUUGUUAGAAUAAAUUCAGAAAGCUGUGAGUUCAUGCGAUUCAGUUAACUGCUUCAAAUAAUUUGUGACUUGUGGCAGAAUAUGUGCAUAGGAGAGAGCUGUUAAUCAACAACACAAAAUUGUGUAAUUUUAGGGCUUUUCCUUAUACAGUGGUACCUUGGGUUUAGUAAUUAAUUUGUUCCGGAGGUCUGUACUUAACCUGAAACUGUUCUUAACCUGAAGCGCCACUUUAGCUAAUGGGGCCUCCUGCUGCUGCCGUGCCGCUGGAGCACAAUUUCUGUUCUCAUCCUGAAGCAAAGUUCUUAACCCAAGGUACUAUUUCUGGGUUUGCGGAGUCUGCAACCUGAAGCGUAUGUAACCUGAAGCGUAUGUAACCCGAGGUACCACUGUAUUCAUGUUUGCGUUCUUUGCUUUCUGUAUGUCUCAGCAUCAAUAAACAGAUUAUUUAUUUAGUGUUUGGUUCCUUGUGUCUGAGUAAGACCUAGGUUAAAAUUCCCACUAGGCCAAUAACGCUCACAGGGUGACCUUGACUUAGUCACCUCUCAGCCAGACCUACCUUAGAGGGUUGUUAUGAUGUUAAUAAUGAGAGCCACGUGCAUCACUUUGAACUCCUUGAAUGAAAGUUGGGUUAUGAGUGCAAUAAUAAAGUGACUUCCAUUUCAGGAAUGCGGUUUUAGAAGCCUCAAGUCACAACCAUAUAUAUGCACACGGUGGAGACCAUUUCCCCCAGGACUAAUGGCAUCAGGUAGAUUUUCACUGGGAUUGCUGCUGGACAGGGAAGGAACAAAUUUCUCCCUAUACUCUUCAGUCCUGAGGAAAAUCUGUUCUUUCCUCACCUGCUCUAAAUUAAAAUCAAACAAACCCUGAUGUGCUUUCAAGUGAUGUUCUAAGUGUCCUGCCUAGCUUGGUACUGAGAGGAACAUGCAUAGAAUUUUUGUAGUUGUGUAGUCUACAUGGCUGUCCUCCCAUGCUCAAAAUUAUUAUACAAGAGAAAAGGUGCCUAUGUUUUCCUAAGUUUGAGUUAUGCUGCUGUUAUACUCUAGGUUGGAAUGUGGGAAGACAGGGCCAAGUUCACACAAAAUGCUAAAUCAUGAUUUAAAGUUGCAGAUCAUGUCCCGCUCCCUCCCAUGUGGCUGGGAGGACGAAUUUUGAUUUUAGUUUGGUUUUGAAGAAUCUUCGCUUAGUGUUACCUAUGAACCAGAGCUUCAGUGGGCCUAGUAUAAAUCUAUCAUAUUGCAGCCUUAGUGCGAAUGGCUGAGGUAAAAUUUGUAUUCAAGACUUCCAGUUUACAUAAUUAGUAAGUUGCUCCUUGAAUCUGAUUUUGUUUACAUGAGUUGAAAGCUGGUGUAAAUUUAUUUCCUGUUUCACUCUAUUUUUAUUUUAUUUUUUACAGAUACUGUUCCGCCUCAUUACAUUUGGGUUAAAUGCUUUUACCCUACGAUAUGUUUCAAAGGAAAUCAUUGGCAUUGUGAAUGUAAGGUAAUAAAUAGUAAUCUGUUUCUUUUAAGGUAUGAGUGAUUCAUGAUUCCAAAUUACGGCAGUUUGUCUCACUAUAUUCUGUUCUAUUUGAUUUCUUUUUAAACCUGGGCAGUGACAAAGUAAAUUACUCCACUUAACUUUUUGCUUGGCAGGGAUGCUGCAAAGAGACAUUUUGAAUGGUUUAGUUGAAUUAAUGUCUGCUGUGUUGUCUAAAUGCAAAUUUGAAUUUGUGAUUUGGUUUCUUGGACAAAUGAAUUUCCAUCCUCUAGUAUGCAAAUCUAUAGUACUAUUGAGAGUGCUGUGUUUAUGCAGUAGUUUAUGACUUGGGUGGAGAUUCAGUAAUUUUUAGUCUUUCUUGAAAUAUGAUGUGUGGUGUGUACCUCUCUGAUUUUUAUUAUAUUCUCAUGGUGUUCUUCUGGGGCGGGCAUUCCAAUUCCACCAAAUGUUAGUUUUGAAACGUACAGUAUAUCUAUUUUUAUUGAAAAUCUCAUCUGUCUUCCGGACUGCAAAGUUCUCUGGUUUUUCUUUUCUUUUUGCUAGCAGUGAAUUGAAAUAUUGAAGUUGCUUGCAUGCUGUACUAUUCUUAUGUUGUUGCUGCUGUUUUAUCUUGAUGGUACUGUUAUAACAAAGCCAAUAACAAUUUGAACAUAUAAAAAAUAAUUGAUACAAAAUAUACUGCUGAAACAUUUGUCUGUCUGAGGCAGCAGUAUAGUUUUGCAUUUGGUGAUAUGUUACUGUAACUGUUGGCAUUCUCUGCCCCCAACCACUUAUAAGGGGCAAACAAAAUUUGGAUUGGUUAGUUAACCCAAUCUUCUGUGCUGUUUAUUAUUGGAAUUAUUGGAAGUUUUUGUCUCGUUGACAGUUAACCUUGUACUGAAAUUACUCAUUUUCCUUUUUAAAAAACAUUUAGGCUGAUGCUGCUUUAUUCUACAGUUGUUUUCUUAGCCAGAGAGGCAUUCCGAAGAGCUUGUCUGAGUGGAAGUACAAGGAGAAACUGGACCAAAACAUUUAAUCUUUUGUGGACAAUGUAUGUUUAAGUAAGACAUUGGAAUCCUCAAAUUAAUUACUCUCAUUAGCUCACUCAGUUAACCCUUCCCCCAUUUCUCCUCUUAUGUCUAAGUACAUAGUAAAAACAAAAAACUACCAUCCUAAUUUAUUCUGGCAAGGGUUUCACCUGUCAUCCUGGAGUUCAUACUUGCAUUUUCAAAGAUUCAAAGCAGAUGUUCCACUUGCUGUAGCAAGCUUUAUUCCACAGCAGGCAGUGAAUAUAGGAUACAUUGGCUCAUUGGGCAUCCUACAUUUUAAGGGAACAGGUAGGAUGCCUGGAAUGACAGGUGGCCAUCCUAGUUUCAGUUUGUAGCACUUCUGAUAAUCUCAGAAAGGUUAAAUCCUUUCGAAGUGCCUGUUUAAUUUAUUUGAGUUUUACGUGUACUUUUGAAAAGGUAGGGCAGCCUCUUGCUUUCAUACCAUGAAUGAAUCAAAGAGUGAGCACUUUAGUUUUUUGGUUUAGUUAAGGUAGAAAAUGGAAUACUUACCGGUAAAUAACUCAGUGCCUAUCUAAACUGCAAAUGAAAUAUUUGAGCUUAUCUGCUGUGCUGCGUUUCUGGGGAUUUAACUCUUGUUUCAUGAGAAUCCAAUGCAUAUAUUAACUACCAUGUCUACAUGAAGCACAGCUGGGGCUUGAUGUAGCUUCUAAGUCUGUGUGCAAAAAGCUGCCCUAGAUCAAUGUAGUGGUUGGGGGUUUGUCAAAUGGAAAAGUGUAGAUUUCUUGAGGAAUUGGGUAUUUGUAUCGGAAAGUUUUUAAUGUUUUAUGGUGUUUUUAUGUUUGUUGGAAGCCGCCCAGAGUGGCUGGGCAACCCAGUCAGAUGGGCGGUAUAUAAAUAAUAAGAUGGCUGAUGAAUUUCCCAUGCAUUCUAAGGGGUAGUAUAAGUAACUUAGAAGUAGCCUAUAAAUACAGAUGUACAGAAAACAGAUGCACAUAUUUUUGAUGUUGAUUUUAUUUGGACUGCUGGCUUUCAAAACAUAGAACAGAGAAAAGGACAACAUGUGAUCCUGUCUAAAGGACUCAUCUUUUCAACUUUCAUAGAGUCCCCUUGGGCGUGUGUUGGUCUGUAUUCCUGGGCUGGGUCUGGCUAGAUAUACUUGAAGUUCCUGAUGAAAAUGCUGUUCCUUACUACAACUUUGGAGUGGUUGCCUUUGGUCUUUCCGCUGUAAUUGAACUUCUAGGUGAACCUUUUUGGGUUUUAGCCCAAGUACACUUGUUUGUAAGGCUAAAGGUUAGUAAAAUGUAUGCAGCAUUGUUCUUGUUUGGGUUUUUAUUAAUGUGACACACACACACACACACACACACACACACACAUAUGGACUGAUGAAUGAAGCAGUGAAUCUUUUUUUUUAAAAGCUGUUUAGUGUUUGCUUUUAAAAAAGAGCUAGUUUCACUCUAAAUUUGGAGAGCAUGAUGCACAACAAUAAAAUGUUUUUUUCAUUGUCUUAUAUUAAGUAUUGAUUUAGGAGCUGAUAUAAAUAAUUUGUCUGACUUGCACACAAUGCUAAACCAUGGUUCAUUUAACCAUGGUUUAGUGUUGUAUUCAAACCUUGCUCAGCAGCUUAAGUAUGGUUUCUACAUGCCAUACUAAACUUUACCUCUUAUGAAAAUAGCCUUAAUUGCAGAGACUAUUUGUCACUAUUACAAUUAAACAUUCUUAAAGAUGUUUGAAAGGCAAAAUCUGAUCACAGGAUUUUUGAAACCAAUACAUGUAAGAAUUGCCAUUAGGAACAUAGUGUCUAUGUCUAACAUGCUUUUUGUAUAUUCUUUGUAGGUAAUUGCUGAAAGUCUCUCAAUCAUUUGCAAAUGCUUUUUGACAGUUAUUUUAGUAGUUACGUAUCCUCACUGGGGGCUUUACAUCUUUUCUUUGGCCCAGGUAUGAUUUCUGCCAUUAUUACUAUUGUCUCUUUGAUCUGAUACAAUAAUUUUAGUUGAAGAAAUUAACAUUAUUUUUGCUAUAGCUUCCAUGCUUUGGUCCCUUCAGUUUUUCAUGGAUAAAAGCAAUGUUGCAGUCCACACUAUUAGUACCUCUAUCCCAAUAUUAGGCUAGUUUAAGAUAACGUCAUAUCAGGGGCAUAGUCAUACACAAAUGCACUUUUAUUCAACAAAUGUUUACUUAAAAUCGACCCAUUAUACAUGGUUCAUAAGGCUGUUGGGUAGAUCAGUUUAAAGUCAGUUGUAUUUCAGUUAAGCAUAUAAAGAAAAUAUUAUUUUGGACUGUUAGGCUGCAAUGCUUUACUUGCAUACUUUGGUGUAAGCCCCAGUGAAAUGAGUAGACAUAUAUAGAAUUGUGUUGUUAAUUUAGGAGGGAAAAAACUGUAAGAAGUUGACCUUUUUCUGGUCCAUUUAAGUCCCCCACAAAAACUGGUGUGGAAAGGAUCAGGAAUGAACUUGUAAUAGAACUCAUGAAAACCCUGGCUCUUAUUUUUGAGAAUUUUCUUAAUUGUAUUAAUUUGGAUUAAUGGUAAGGAUAAAAGUGCAAGAAGUAACCACAGAGCCUGGAUAGCUCAGCUGGUUAGAGCACGGUGCUGAUUAUGCCAAGGUUGCAGGUUUGAUCUCCGUAUGGGACAGCUGCAUAUUCUUGCAACGCAGGGAUUUGGACUAGCUGAUACUCAGGGGCCCGUCCAGCUCUACAGUUCUGUGAUUCUAUGAACUGCAAUACAUAAACUGAGCAUCAUAAUACCAGAUUGAGCAUCUUUGUGAUAACAGUCAACAGCAUAUUAAGCUCCUCUACAACUACUUGUAUCUCAGUGCUUUGAUUUAGGACUGCACGUCCUUAAAGGCCUUGUGAGAACUGCACAGUCACCUGUGUUCUCUUGAUGAGGUUUCUGCAGUUCCAGCAGUCUGAAAAAGGUCCACUGCAAUUGCAGUUUAGGCAAUGCCCACAUGGAGGCGCUGGUUCAUGCAAACAGUGCCAGUGCUGUGAGGCCUUAAGCCUGGGAGCUGCCAUCAUGUCUGAACUGGAGCUGAGUACUUGGCAAUUGAAUUUUACUGGUAUUUAUUUUGUUGCUGAAGUGGAAAUGCUGCAAUAAAUGGUAUGCUGUGUAGCUAAUGAGAUUUUGUUCUUGCAGCUUCUAUAUACCAGCGUUCUGGUUUCGUGCUAUAUAAUGUAUUUCAUGAUGUUUCUGGGUUCUCCUGAAGCAACCAAAAAAUCAUUUCCAGUUACUCGUAUGAUAUCUGUUUUACCUAAUUUUGGACAAGAUGAGGUAAGUAAAACAGCUUUAUGUUAAAAACCAACUAUUCAUAAUUUUGACACAAGAAAAAAUGAUGAUCAUGUACAGCCAUUGUCCCAAGUUAAUUCUUAUAGUGAAUCUCAUUAUAGGUGGCUUGCUUAGUGGCCAUCAAAUCAGUGCCAUGCUGCCAUUUUCAAAGUCUCUUUAAUAGCAUUUCCCCUGUUAAAUUUUAUUGCCUGGAAAAAAUAAUCCAUGCUUUCAUUCAUACAACAAAUACUUUUCUAAAAUUUCAUACCUCAAAUGGUCUAUAUACAGACUUUGCUGACUGACUUUCAUUUAGAAGCUAUUAUUCCAGUAUAUUUCUAUUUCCAAUAGAGUAGCCUCUCUUCACCAGCUACUCACAAUUUCCCAUAUAUAAUUUAACAAAAGCAUGUGUGGAUUUUUAUGAACAGCAUAUCCCAAUAUUCUUGCAUUACAUUUAUAAGUCUCUACAUAAUUUAUAUUAGUGUGUGGUCCUCUUUUUAGCAUAGCAUAGCUUUUAAAUAUAUGUAUUUAUAUUUCCAAAUUUACAAAUUUCUCUAGAUAUUAAAGUUCCAUGUAAUUGUCGUUUUUAAAAUGUUUUCUUAGAAUGUUAGAUAUAGUGGCUAUUUUGAUUUUCCUACAUCUUUUGCUAUAUCUUGCUGCCAUUUUACCACAGGUAGUGUAAUUUCUUCUGACAAAUUCCAUAAUAAUACAUUAUUUCUGUGAGUCAAAGCAAAAAUGUUUAAAAGAAGCCAACACUCUGGAUGAAAUAAGGUUUUUCUAUAUACACAUUUUUACUCCAUUACGUUAAGCCAAAAUAUUAUAUCAAAAGGAGCUUUACAAACCUUUAUGCUUAAAUUAAUAUUUCAGCUAUAAAAAUACAGUAUCAUCCACAGUAUUUUGAUUAUAUGUGCCAGAUACAUUUAUAAAAGACGACUUGCAUGAAUUGAAGAUGCUGACUCGUCUGGUGCACAAUACAUUCAAUAAAUUGUGGAGCAGAGAUUAAAUUCAAUAUAGUUAAGAAAUCCAUGCAUGAAAAGAAAUAAAGGUCCCGUUUUUCAGCCUCUGUAUCAUUGAAUAUAUUAAGGUGAAAACAGACCUUCUAACUUUAAUGGAACUUGACAUUGCUCGGUUUGCAUAAAGUUUGUAAAACUACUCUGAAAUAUUUCAGAGAGGAAAGGGCUGAGGUGGAAUGAACUACUGUAAACUAGCCUUAUUAAGUAAGAAUACUGUUUCAGCUACUCUAAUAUUAGAUUUAAAAUUUUCCUCCAUAGAAUUCCUAUUUACAUAACCAAAGUAUUACAUUUAAAUCUCCAGAGACUAUUCUUGUCUCAUAGCACAGUAGACAUAUUCGACCCUCUUUUGUCUAUAGCUGAUCCUAGCUAAAUCUUCCUUAGUGGGGAUGGUAUUGCAGGGAAGUGAAAGAAAAUAUUAACAGUGUAUUGUGAUAAAAAGCAGCACACUUGACUUUUAUGAAAAAGCAUAAAUUAUCUUAAAUGGCAGUGAAGUAUAGCUGCUUUGGUUGUUCUGUUAGGAAUUUUGAAAAACAGCUUACAUACUUGUGAAGGAAACUAACAGAGCAGUAGCCAUAACAUUAGAAGGAAUUUCCAUAUUCUGUACGGAAUUAUUUAUAAUGAGUAUUUAUAAGAAUACAUUUCUGAGACCAAGCUGCCUGGAUUACCUUACUAGAAAAAUAUUAAUUGCAGUUCAGAAUAAGAGAAGGAGAGUACAGGUUUACAUAGCAUAUUAGAUUGUAUUCUUGAAUUAUAUAUUUGAUUAGUUAUAAGAUUAAUUGUACCUAACCAGAUCUAUAAUAUCAUGCAGCAGAAAGUUUACCAGUCAAAACUCUAAAUAGCAACAUUUUGCCUUUUUUCUUUCUGCAAAGAAUAUUUCUAAUAAUUGCAUGCUUCUCUCUUUCAUGUACUUACUCAAUUACAGUUGAUAUAAUAAAAUGCAAGCUUCAUCAAAACUGUUUUUCAGAGUAAAGCGUAAUGGUCACAAAAAUAUUGAGAGUGAUCAAAUACCAACAAGCAAUUAUCAUUUCGAAAAGCAUACUUGGCUAGAAACCACUUCAAGCAGACUUUAAUAUCAAUAUUUUUUUGCAUCCUGCCAUGGCAUCAAGGUAUAAUUAGGCAACUGAAAUAAUUUAAAUACCUUUCACUUCAAAAGGCCUUGUCUUACAAAUGUCUGUCUGCUUUGCUUAUCAGAAAGCUGAAGCUUGCUGUUCUGAGAUAUGUGUGUGAGGAGUAUGUAACUGUUCCUAUCUACAAAGUCAAGUGAUUUUUUUAGUUUGUAUUCUUGGUGCAAAAAGUUAUGCUGUGUCUGAUUUGGAUGAUGGAGCACUGGUAUUGGAGCUGAACCAACCAUGGCUUUGAGGCGGUUAGCUAUCGCCUGCCCUAAUUGUGCAGGGAAUUUUGUGGUAGCCUGGAGGGCCACAGUGUAACAACUUGUGGGCUACAGGAAACUUGUACAGCCCUGAGCAGAGAACCAAAAGGUUAUUGGGUUUGUAAUUCUGAGUAGCCACCUCCAGUUACAGAGUUCUCACGGAUGAUAGUAUUGUAUGAACUGAUGCUCCAUGGAUGCAGUUCUGCUGCAGUUGCCGUGAUGUAGCAUCUCCCAAAGUGCUGUGAUUGUAGAAAUCAUGAUAGGAGUUUAUACGUGAAGCCAUUUCAACAUAAUCCUUGCACCUAGAAUAUGUCUCAGGGUGCCAUGUCAAGGUUGUUCACCUGUGCAAACCAGCAAUAGAUAGUAUUACGUGCAAGUUGUACACAGUCAACGGUCAUAUUGAUGUCUUAGGAGUGUUAAUUCCUUCAAUACUUCACAGCAAUUUUUUAUCUAUUUAACUUUCAGGAAUUUGUUAACUGGGAAGAGGCUAAAUUGACUUGGAGUUUCUUUAAGCAAUCAUUCUUGAAGCAAGUUUUAACAGAGGGUAAGUAUGAUAGCCUCUUCCGCAUCCAUUUAGCCCCUCUCUGCAAACACCUACCCCCAAUAUUUUGCGGUUUCCAGAAUUGUUUGUUUUAUAGUUUGGGCUUAGACAGCUAGGAGAAAUGUGUUUGUUGUUGAAAGAUACCAAUUUGGUUUUGCAUAUUCAUUGGAAUGUGAAAGUUGUAGAUAAAAUAUUUAGGAAGGCAUAUACUUACUUUGGGUUUUCUCCUUAGUCCUUCAUGCUGUGGUUUCAUUGUUAAAUAUUCCAAUGUGCACUGAAUGCUUAGUGGAAUUGUGUCACUAUGGUGAAAUGAUGACAUAGUAUGUAUAUAAUAUCGCUUUAUUCAUAUGGACCAACAAUUGUACAAUUGGCACUUGUAACCUUCAGUAGAAGUUUAUUAGCAGCUCAUAAUCAUUAUUGGACUUGGCUCCGAGCUGAUGUUGAAGCAAUAAUUGAUCAGAUGUCUCUAACAAAAACUGUCUCCCCCUCCCUUUCCCCUCUCAAGUAUCUAUCACCUGAGAUACUUCUCAGAUCAUUCCUAGGGUUCUAGUUCCACAGCUUCAGAAGUUUUGUCGUAGUAAAGUCGUUACAUUAUUCACUUUGCUUAGAUCUUAUUUUUCAACUUCUAUUAUUUUCUCACCUUGUUACGUUUACAAAUAUCUACUGCUCCAAAAUGCAGGGCUGUAACAAAUGCAGGUGGGGAUGGAACUGCUGAGAAGCAGAUUUUGGCAAAGCAUUAGGAAAAAGUCUUCUAAUGGUAAGAGCUCUUUGACAGGGGAACCCACUGCCUUAGGAGGUGGUGAACUCUCCUCUACUGGAGAUAAUUAAGCAGAAACUAGAUAGUUAUCUUUCAAGGAUGCUGCAGUUGCAUCCUCCUGAAAAAGCCUUUUAAAACAAUUCUCCACCAAUUAAUAAGAGAAGGAACCACAUUUGAAAAUUAUAUUUAAAAGGUUUAGUAAAGUAGAUUUGAAAAAGAAAAAAACACCAAAGAAAAGGGAGAUAAAUCCUUACGGAUAGAACACAGGCUUUUUGCUGCAGGUAUUUAUCUUCUGAGAUGGUCAAGGUGUGUUUUAUCAGCCUCCGUCCUCUCAUUCUAUAUUUUGCAGCCUUCUCAAGUGCCUGUACUUCCUAAAGUUCAUUUGAUUUCCACAGCUGGGCUUCCUUUUAAGAGCAAGCAGGUGGGGAGACUGCCUACUGUGUGCCUGAAAACUGUUUAUUUGUUUUUAAAGUGAUGCCUUUUUUACUUCUAAAGAAAUAAUCAGAGAUAUAUAUAUUUUUUAAGAUUAGAGGAAGCUCUUCCAUUUAAGACAAAAAUCAGGAAGUGUACUGAUGUCUGCAGCCAACUUCCCCAGCUUCACAAGUGUCAGUUAAAAGCUAUGGGGAAGAUAUCAUGUGGUAACGAUUCCUAUGAGAUAUUUUGGGGUCAGGAAAUGGAGGCUGCAGAAUCCUGGAGAAAUCUGCAGAAAUCCUAAAGAAAUUCUGAAGUACCUUGAGAACGAUGCAGAAAAAAAUGGAAGCCUCUUUUGCAGGAGAAAGGAAACUUUUGAGAAAUUGGAAUACAAGAUUCAGCAUAAUGCUAUCCUGCGCUGUGGAUUCUGCAUUGAGCAGGCUGGGAGUAAAUGACCUCCAAGAUGGCUGCCGGCUCUUUGAUUUUGUGAUAUUGAAAGGCAGUCACUGGGUCCGACAUCUCUUGUGCUCAGGAUAAGUUUGAAAUUUCUUGUUGUGCAACCGCUUGUAAGUAUAAUGGAAAGAUAAAUAAAUACUAAUAUUAAGUAUUACUUUUGUAGGUGAACGGUAUGUCAUGACGUUCCUGAACGUGCUAAAUUUUGGAGACCAGGGUAAGCAAGACAUUUUUUUACAUCGCCUUGGUUCUUGAAAUUGGGAGAAGCGUUCUUGGCUUACUUACUGUGGCUUGUUUGCAGCAACCAGCAUGCUUUCAUGUUCUCCUUUAAACCACAGUUUAUUCAUGUGAAUAAGGCCAGCAAAUGGUAAUCUGAUUCCACAUUCAUUUAGAAAUGUGGUACGUCUGCAGAUGAAUGGCUAUAAAAUAAGUGCAAAGGCGGCAGCUUUCUUUUUAAUUUGAAUAUGGAAAUGCAUUUAAUUAUGUUUGGAACUUUAAAAGUGAUUUACCUCUUCUGCCAGUGCAGGGCUGUCCAACUUCCAAGAAACUGGCAGUGAUCUACCCAUUGUUGAGCUGUUUUUUUGGAAAAGCUUCAUCAAAGUUGUUGAGCUAUUUGAGGGGAGGAUGAGCCAAAGUUGUUGGAUCGACCAAGGGCAUCCCGCGAUCGACCGGUAGAUUGACCUCUUGGACACCCCUGUGCUAGUGGAAGCCAGCACUAGGACUCUUGCUAGUGCAAUAGGACUUUCCACCAUUCUACCCCCAUGUGCCCUUCACACCACCCUCAGCUCCACUCUGGAGGGCCAGGAGAACCCUCAGAACAAUGCACGGGGGGCGGAAAGAGUCGGGAAAUUGUUUUGUUGGGCAAGUAGAAAUGUUUGCACUGGAACGGUUGCCUUAGUGCUGCAUCCAUUUAAUUUUUCCCCCUCCUUCUUUUAAACCAAGCAAUAAUUUUACUAUUAAACACUUAAUUAGAUGUUUCUGUUUAUUUAUAAAGGAGUGUAUGACAUAGUGAACAACCUUGGUUCUCUGACGGCUCGAUUUAUAUUUUUGCCAAUAGAGGAGAGUUUUUAUGUUUACUUUGCUAAGGUUCUGGAACGCGGAAAAGAUACCAGGUUUCAAAAACAGGUAAAUUAGUCUUAUUGUUCAGUAGUCUGAAAAUGUACAUUUAAAGCGAAGGAUAAAUAACGUUUACUGAUUUAAAAUAAGUAUAUGCCAACUUUCACUGGGCAUUUUACACAAAUAGAAUAAUUCCUGGGGUUGGAGCCAAUGUUGUUGAUGGGGAGGAGGCUAUUUUCCCCUGCUUGCCCCUUUUCUUCACUUCCAAAACAUCCCACACUGUUCUGAUGGGUCCUCUCUACCAGAUUUGGGGAUGUGAUGGGGGCUGCAGAGGGGAGGGUGAAUAUAUGGGGGGACGACCUUUUGUUUUCUGCUGACAGAAGCCUCCUCUAAACUAAGAAGUUUUCUGUUAUCAGGGUACCAUUGGAUAAAAUCCUUUCAAAAUACUAGGUUUGACAGAUAAUUAUGGGGGAUGAAGUGAGAAUAAAAGUUAACUGUGCAGGCAUUAUCAGAGAUAAGUAGAUGGUAAGGUUAUGUCUGUUGUCUUAUUUGUUUCAUUUUUUAAGAAUGGUUUUUAAUACUUUUUUUUCUUCAUAAGUAGCCUUGAGUAAGAUGUAUCAUAGAACGAGUAUGCAUGUUGAAAUAAAUAAAUAAAUAACUAAAAAUAAUGUGUUGUAUUCAGUGAAUAUCUACUCACAGUAGAACUGUUGAAAUUAAAUGUUGGUUGAGUACAAACCAGUAAAUUUAAAUAAUGCCGUGGUCCUGGUGUGUGUAUUUGUCAAUCUACUGAAAUUAUAUGGUUGGAGGGGUCUAUGGUUUAAAAGAAGGACUUGGGGCAACUGAAGAAUGUGUAUUUGAAUGGGACUUACUGUGGUUAGGAGUGAGCUAUUAGUGUCUAAAGAGACGCUGUGCCUAUUUUUAGUAGAGAAGCUAAGGUAAGCUCAUAUAUCUCACAGGAGGGUAUUGUAAAUAAAGUAUUAGAUGAGUUCAGGAUCAAACGCUCUCGUUAAGCAUAGUUUUAGUUCAGGAACUAUAUUCUAUAUCAUACAGUAUGAUCCCCUUUUUUAUAUUAUUAUUAUUUUCUGCAGAGGUAGAAGUUGCAUACUGUUGUGUAAUUUACCAGAAGUGUUAGUGUUCUUGGUUUUCUCUGAUGCAUUAGAAGCUAGUUUUUGUCAACCUGUUUCCUUUGUCACAGCAGAUUCUCAGGCAUUUCCUGAUCUUCUAUUUAAUGAAGGGUUUUGUGCAGAUUAAUUAAGUUCUGUCUGGAACUUGUAGCACAUUUGAUAUAUAAAUAUGGCUACUAUUGAAUAUGUUCAUACUUCUAGACACAAAUAGUCUACAAUUAUUAUUGAAAAUUAUUAUAAUUUGCCUUUAACUAGCCAAGUAAAAAUAGUGAAUUGUAAAAUCUAAUUAUUCCACAUAUAAGUUUAACACAGUAAUCUGGCAUAUGUUGUUUUGUUUUGCCUAUUAAAUGAAUGCAAUUCUUUUUUAGGAUGAUAUCUCCAUGGCAGCAGCUGUAUUAGAAUCACUGUUGAAACUAGUGCUUCUGAUUGGCCUAACUAUUACAGUUUUUGGUUAUGCAUAUUCCCAGUUGGCACUGGAUCUUUAUGGAGGUUCAAUGCUCAGUUUGGGAUCAGGUAAUGUCACAUCGCAGCUGCCUUUCUGAAAAGUAGCUUCAUAAGCAUCAAACAUUUUGUGGAAGCCUCCUCAGUUUGCUUUUCAUACAUGAAAGUACUAUAUCCACAUGGAAUAACUAACACAGAGAAUCCGAUCCAUUCGCAUUGCAUGCCCUACGAUGUCUGUUUCAGAAACGGGGCUUCUCCUUGUGUUCGGAAAUUUCAUUAUGUAUAGAGCAAUAUAGGAUGGUUGCAGUAUGACAUUUUGCAUGUCACUUUUAGUGCUGAGAGAAACAGGACAUCUCUUUUCAGCAGUGUUAAUCAUUGUAUUCUUGAGUACUUAGCCCUCUUGAAGAUAGUAAUCACUACAAUAUUGGGAUAUAAAUGUUUAAAAGCUCUAAAAAGAAGAUAAGAUGGAUUCCUCAAAAAAUUGAUCCAAUACUGAUUAAUAGAGGAACGUUCAUUUUAUAUAUUAUAUGCUGCUUCUCAGCAGUCUUAGGUCAGGCUUCCUGGCAUGCAGUUUGAGCUGUGUGGUUUUAAAAAUUAUCAGUAGAACAGUUAACUGGAAAUAAUCAGCAGCUACAUUCAUUUAUUUAUCCAGAUAAACAUGCAUAAGAUCAAUCUGUAUUAGCAAAGCUGCUAUAUUGUCUUCAAAAAGGCCUUUGAAACUGUGUGGCAGGGUUCCUAGUAAGAAUUGUUGUCCUGUUCCAGUUAGGGGCGCGAACUCGUUUCAGAGAAAUCGUGAACCCAGACUGAAUCAGGCUGCUUUGGAGAGAUUUGGUAGCUGUUUGAAGCAAAGCAGAAGCCCUUCAGAUUGCUUUUAAGCUAAUCAGACUGUUCCUGACCAUCCAGGCCUAAUUCAGAGGCACAUAGACACUGGGUCUUUUAAAAUUAAUACUUUCCCCCCAUAUAAGCUUCCCAUAUAAGCAAAAUGCCAGGGAGGGAAGGAGGAGGAGCUUUGAGAUUGAUAGCACUAUCAAAAAAUAGAGAAGUAAAUAAAAUUUCUAUCUCACCCUUCUUCCCAAAGGAGCAGAUCCCAUCUUCACUCUUCCAAUAUCAAAUUUAAAUGUGACUACUCAUCCCCUGUGCAUUUCACCAAUUUCCCCGUGACAUAUCUCUUCUCUCUCUCUCUCUCUCUCUCUCUCACACACACACACGCACACACUCACUCUCUGUUAAGCAAACUCAAAACUUAAAGUUUACUUGCACAAACAUCCCUGCACCUAUUUUUUCUGAUAUUUUGUAGGCUUCAUCCACUCACAAACUGCUACUGUUUCUGUCAGUUUCAUCCUAUUCUGUAAAAAAAGCAAAUAAGCUGUCACUGCUUAUUGAUUCUCCCAUUAUAGUCAAUGGGAUGGCAUGAAGCUUCACGUUUUCUAAAGUGAAGUUCUGAUUCAGCUACAAAGUGAAGAGUGUCCUCCAAAGCAGUCUGAACUGAAUUGACUCACUUCUUGAAGUGGCAUUGAGAUUGAAUUUUGUAUUUGGUGCAUGCCCCUAGUUUCAGUCAGAAUUGGGUACAGUGGUAUCAGAUGGAAUAUACUUUUUGUGCUUCCAUUAUUUAUUUCAAUAAAGUACCCAUCUAGAAGUGAUAAUUCAUCAUGGUUGAAGUGAAAAGAGAGGAGGCCAUGUGUCCAUUUGAAUUGUGAGACCAGGUGACUGAGUGGAAGGUAACAAAGCAGAAGAAAGGAAGGUCUUCUUCCUCUCUUGAACAUAUAUUGAAUUUUGCAGAUGCCAAGAGUGAUAUGGGGAUGGGGAAAGAAAUGAAGGAGCUCUCCAAAGUAUUGGGGUAAUAAAUUACUCCAGUCUCCCUCAUAUUGGUUGGAUAAAUGCAACAAAAAAGGCCAAAUUUUCUAGACUGGGUCUUAGAACUGCUUGUCAUAACACACCAGAAGAGUGGCAACAACCCUGGACAAAAUUCUAAAUGUUGUCCGUGACUUAGUACAAAAUGUUUUACUGUAGGUGAUUUCCGACUAAGUCAUGCUCAGAGUAUGAAAACAAAUGGACCUUCUCAGAGUAUUACUAACAUUGGAUAUUGGCCAUUGUGCCUUGCUGCUCAAGUAACAGUAGGGAUAUAUUUUGUUCUGAACAUGAUUUUUUUUAAAAAAAAUUACAUUAAUUGCAAGUUGACAGUCUGAUGCUGUUAUAAUUCAUUAAUGACAUGUUAAAUUGCAUUAAUGCACAGAUCUCAGCAAUGAGGGGUUUCAUUUUACUAAUCUUCUUGUCAUAAUAUUUUCUCAGGGCCAAGUCUCCUGCGUUGCUAUAGUUUAUAUGUCUUGCUGCUUGCUGUUAAUGGGGUAACAGAAUGUUUUACAUUUGCUUCAAUGUGUAAAGAAGAAGUGGACAGGUGAGUUUAAAAAGGCCAUAGUUCCAUACUAUUAUUUAGCUUUUCUUUGAUUUCAUGUAACUUUGUAUGAGGAUAUUUUAUAUAGUAUACACCUCAGAAUAAUGUGCCUGAUAACUGCUUGAUGUGUCCCAUUGCUAGAAAAUGUAAUGAUAUGAGGAAUAAGCGCUUACAUUUGAAUAUCUUACGUGGUUGGGAAUCCUGGGUACCUUCUGAAGGGUGUUGGUUAUGAUUCUUGAAUAGGUAUUUCUCUGAAAUCGAAUGCAUAUAUUCUGUUCUUUCUGUUUCAGAGCUACUUAUCUUUUUUAUGACUAGACUCUCCCAUUCUUGCUUAACUGAUAGUUCAGACUUGUCCACUGUCAUAGGAAAUGGGAUUUAAAGUGAUGCAUUCUAUAAAAAGCAUUGAAAGAAUUCAGUAGGUACUAAAAAAAAUUCCUAUGUUCAAAUAAUAAUAUACUUUCAAGUAUAUGUACUUACAGAUCUAGAUGUGUGCUUAUUAUUACAAGAGAGAAUGUUGUUGCAUUCAGGUCCUGUUUGUAGGUUUGCCAUAGUUGGCCACUGUGAGAACAGAGUGUUGGAUUAAAUGGGCCUCUGCUCUGAUCCAGCGGAUUCUCCUUACGUACUUAGAUUAUUAUUAUUCUUUAUUGAAUUUAUAUACCGCCCUAUACCCAGAGGUCUCGGGGCAGUUCACAUAAUAAAAUCAAAAUAUAAAACCACAAAACACAUAAUAAAAAUAAAAACAACCAACCCAAUUGUAAUGAUCUCUGGCAGGCAAGCAAGCCUAAUAAGAAGUAAUGACUCUCUGGCAGUUUUAUGUACGUUAACAAAAAGACACAUCCAGAACAUGGUUUCUUGCCUGCUCGCACUGAUGAUAGUUGGUCAGUCUGAAUCAUUGCCCCUCCCACAGCAGGAAGGACGCCAAACUCCCACCUUUCCCCUCUUGCCCUUCCGUUGCCCUCUUAUCCAGUCUCCUCUUAUCCAGAAAAGGGACUGAGAGGCUGCCCUCUGCACUUUCACUUGACACAGUCUCAGACCUCUGCUUAUCUGCUGAUUGCCUAGCAGUUCUCUGGCUGCCUUCCAGCUCUUCCUCUUCUUGAGAGCUAACAGUGUCUUCCUCUGGAAGGGUAGUCGAACUGCCCUUUCUCGACUGUCAGCCAGUUCUCAUCGACAGUCUGUCCCUCUUAGCUCAAUUUCUGAGUCUGACUCUUCUGUGCACUGGUGAGCCACGUUCCUGACACCAAUAAAGCCCCACCCCCAAACCCACCACAUUUUAAAAGGACAUAGGAUCUCAAUCAAAUCAACCAAAGGCCUGGUUAAAAAGGAACAUUUUUGCCAGGCACUUAAAGGUGUAUAAUGAAGGCACCAGGUGAACUUCUCUGGGGAGAGCAUUCCACAGAUGGAGCCACUGCAGAGUAGGCCCAUUCUUGUGUUGCCAUCUUCUGGACCUCUCAAGGAGGAGGCACACAAAUAAGAGCUUCAGAAGAUGAUCUCAGGGUCUGGGUAGGUUCAUAUGGAAAAAGGUGGUCCUUGAGUUAGCUUCUAUCUGACACAGCUGCAUAUUACUGGAGGGCACAGGUAGAUAAGAGCACCUAUAAAGCUUGUGACAUAGUUUCCUGGAGAGCCAGUGUGGUGUAGUGGUUAAGAGCGGUGGACUCAUAAUCUGGUGAACUGGGUUCGCUUCCCCGCUCCUCCACGUGCAGCUGCUGGGUGACUUUGGGCUAGUCACACUUCUUAAAGUCUCUCAGCCUCACUCACCUCACAGGGUGUUGGUUGUGGGGGAGGAAGGGAAAGGAGAUUGUUAGCCGCUUUGAGACUCACUACCCUGAUAAAGCGGGAUAUCAAAUCCAACCUCCUCUUCUUCUUGUGGUUGGCCUCAUUGUGAGCCAUCUCUUCAGUGCAGCUCUUCAGUGUGUAGAUUCUAAUGCCAUGCUCUACAGAUGUCUGUUUGCUUGGGGUACCUUCUGUGCUGCAGUAGCUGAAGGAUCUUUUAAGUCCCAUCUAUCUUUAUAGAAAUCUCACAUUGCUGAAAACAAAUGUUGAGCACCAUGCUGUUUUGAGAUUUUGAGUUACAUAUUUAGGGUAAUGCAAUGUACUUUGCUGGCCACUGUCACUGCAACUGAGAGAGUGAGAGAGAGGUUUUUUUGUUAUUUCAUUUUAAAUUUGCUUUUCCCCCAAGUACAAUGCACUUUUAAGGCUGUGGAUUUGUAAGAUGUGAUUAAUUGGAAACUACAGCACCAGCAAAUGUAUCCUCUAGUGAAAGAGAGCAUCCUUGAAGAUGCUCAUUACAGCAUUCUAGACGAAGAUCAGUACAAUGUUGACUUAUCCUCAUUUAUCAUUUUCAUGAAUUAGUUAUUAGCUCACAUUUCCUUUACAUGUGUGUCUUUGUGAACUAAUGAAGCCGUCUGACGUAGUACAACUGUGUGUCAAGUAGAGAUAUGAACUCAUUUGGAAUAAAGUUUGGGAUAAUAUGCAGGGAUCUUGUGUCUUGGGGAAAUAUUUCUGCAAGUUAAAUGUAAAUGGAGAGGGGGAAGACGAUGUUCUGAACUAUCAUAGAAUUGUAGAAUUGACAGGGACCCUGAGGGGCAUCUAGUUCCAUCCCCUUGCAAUGCAGGAAUCUGAACUAAAGCAUCCCCGACAGAUGGUCCUCUGCUUACUUUCGUUUUGGGACAUCCCAAGAUACCAUUAUAAGCCUGUAACCACAGAGCAGAAAAAUAAAUAUUGAGAGACAGUAAUUUUAAGACCCUUGUCCUGCUCUUCAACAUAAUCAGUGUUACUUUGAUACUAGCUGCUCUAGUUAUCACAUGUGUAAUCUCACUGAUAAACAAUGUUCUCAAGAAUUUAUGAGCACCUUCUUUUAGAAAUAAAACUUUGUAGCUAUUUAACUGAAGAAAUCUUUAAUGCUGAAAUGAGAAGAGAUACCAAAUAACCAUUUAAAUAUACACUUGAGGUGUACAUUUUUAGGCUCCAACAUAUGUAUUUAUGUGAUUAGGAGUUGUUUUAAACUGUCUUUAAUAUUGGGUUUUUAAUGUUGUUUGUGGUGAGUGCUGUGGCCUGGACAGAUUCCCAGGAACCUGACAGAGUUCCAUGGAGGGCCACAGUCAGACUCCAGGCCUAGGGUUCCACAACCUUGUUUUAGAAUUAGAAACCCCAGGUUUAUGUGCCUAUCUUUCCCCUCCCCCUUUCUCUGAGGUAGGCAGGAGGAGAUCAGAACUUACUGCUUUUUUUCAGUUAAAAGUAGUUUGUUUUAUCUAAACUCAAAAUCAUGUUUAAUCUUAACAAUGGUAUGUUUACCUGCCAUUCACCUGAUGUCACAUAACGUCAAGUGAUUCAGCUUGAAAGGAGUGCACAAGCAUGUAUUCCCAGUUCUUCCUUUCCAGCUAUAAUGCAGCACUUUUAAAGUUGGCAAGUCUUUCUGUGGCAGCAGGUGCCCAAAUUUACCCCUUCUCUGAAAGAACAACUACCAAGUUGGGGAGUGCAGUAUUAAAAAUAUAUAUAUAUAUCAGUGUACUUCUCAUGUUUAUAAAGCAAAUUUUGUAAAAACAUAAUUAUAUUUAAAAACAGCUUAUUGUGUCACUAAAAUAAACAAACACGAAGCCCUUUGUAACAAUAUUAGAUGUGUUUUGACUUAGAUGUGUUUUGACCAUUACUUGUUAAUCUACAUCUUCAGUGUCACAAUAAUCACAAGUUCAUAUAUAAAAAUAUUGAAAGUAAUAUCCUGCCUCUUUGCCCAAUAUAGUAUAAUAACAUCAACGGUAUAACAGUGGUUAUAUUUGUAAAGUAGACAGAAAUGGAAUGUUCAAGGUAUUAUGAUUAUGAAGAGCAGGCGGAAGAGAUUGAAUCUCUCUCUUUCUCUCUUACUAUGUCUGGGGCACUGCUGCUUUUGCUCAGAUGGAUAAGUUGUCUGGUUAAAGAGGCUAGGGGGAAAGUGGACAACUUUUGAAUGUCAUAUUAGUUCAGAAAAUAAGCCAAUCUAUUUCUAAUUUGGGGGUGGGGCUGGUGGCAGGUAGCUCAGCUUACUUACUGAGCCAAUGCUUGGGAGUUGAUCCAUCUCUAUUGUUAUUUUCAUAUUGCAGAUAGGAAGCUGGUAUAUAGUAGCUCAUCUAUGGCUAUCCAUUGAGUUAAUAGAUACAGGAAGAUUUUUAUUGGUGACUUGCUGAUGAGUCAUAAACAAAUCUCUUUAACUACUAACAAUUGAGAUUUAACAUAUAUGCUACCAGAUAUAGGUCUGCUGCUCUUUACCAUUGAUAAUGAAUUUUCCUCCUCCAUCCCAUUCAUCUUAGAAAGCAAAUUGUCAGGCUUGUAAAAGAUGAAUACUGAAACCAUACAAACUGUUCCUUUUUUGUUUUGUUUUUAGGUACAAUUUUGUCAUGCUCGCUUUGUCUUUGGUUUUUCUGUGCAUGUCCUAUUUCUUGACCUAUUGGCAAGGCAGCAUAGGAUUCAUCUUUGCAAACUGCUUCAACAUGGGGAUCCGAAUCGCACACAGCAUUCGCUACAUCCACAACUAUUUUGCACAGAGCCCUUACAAGCCUUUAAAGGGCCUCCUUAUAUCACCGUUGCUGUUGGUUGUUUAUGUCAUCUGCGGAGUGGCCAUGGGCUUUUCAGAGGUGAGUAGUACUUUUUCUUUGUGCUUUUGUUCUGCCAGAACAAGUGAAUAAAGUAGUCCUUUUUUUGCUAUUAAGUAACCCGCAAGUUAGUUCCGGUUUAUGAUGUACACAGAGCAUAUCUACAGAUAUGCAUAAGAUAUUGAAACAUACCCACAUGUAGAGAAUUAAUUUUUUAAAGCUUUGAAAUGUUAUUUCUUUCUUUGUGUUAUUUAUUUAUUUAAAAAGUUUCUCCAGCGCUUCUCACUCAGUUUAUCAUAGCAGUGCACAACUUAUUUUUAUGCACACACAAAAAUAUAAAACUCAUAAAGGUGCAGCAAUCAGUAGACAUGAAUGAGUGAGCUGAUGAUUCAAAUGCUUGGGUGAAUAAAAUUGCUGGUGGAAACAUGAAUGAAGGUGCUAAUGAACAGUCUCUGAGGGAACACCAUUCCGUAAAACAGAGUGACAGAAGUUUGCAGAACCUAAACUAGCUUUUAUGUGAUUGUUUGGCCUACCUAAACUAUCUUAUAAACACAGGGAGGCUUUACUGGGUUUUAGUUUUCACAUUACUGUGAAGAGAAUUACCGGGUCUGUCUUAUCUCUGAAUUGGAGCAUGAACCGUAACUUAAAAUAAUAUAUUUCUUAAAACAGUAAGUUAACAUUCUGUCUUUCUUUCUUCGUAGGUGUUCCUGUGCUGUGAUAAAGGGUGGCUGGCCAGGUUAAUUCACGUUGCUGUGGGAGCACUGUGUUUUACAGCAACUCUUGCCACCAUAUUCUUCACAGAGACCAAGCUGAUCCAUUUUGUUAGGAAACACAUUUUGUCAAGAUAUACCAAAGAAGUGCUAAAAUAAUCGUGUACAAGCUAAUUUCUGUACAGUGGUACCUCUAGAUGUGAAUGGGAUCCGUUCCGGAGCCCCGUUCGCAUCUAGAAGCAAAUGUAACCCGUGGCCACGGGUCAUGUUUUGGUGGUGCUGUGCAUGUGCGUGACAUCAUUUUGAGUGUCUGCGCAUGCGCAAGCGGCGAAACCCGGAAGUAACACGCUCCGUUACUUCCGGGUUGCCGCGGAGCACAACUUGAACGCGCUCAUCCCGAAGCACAUUCAACCCGAGGUAUGACUGUAUAUGAAAUGUAUAUAUUUGCUAUGGAGGAGAUAUACGGAGAAUUAAAUACGUAACUACUAUAAUAUACAGGUGAUACUGUCCAUUAAAUGUACACAACUGGUAACAAGGUAAUUCACAGCAAUUUAAGCUGAUACAUUUGUUCAGAACUCCAAAAUUAUACCCGUGGCAAGCAACUUGGUAAGUUUACAGUGGAAGGUUACUGCUGCCCGGUAUAUGAAUGCAAAUAUUACGCAUAAUCCUCACUUGCGGAAGCUAGUAGCUGGAAAGUACUGGGCAUUACUCUUGUGAUGCUACACUAAUGUCAUAUUGAACUGUAAUAUACUUUAGAGACUGGAGGUGCACAUCACCUGACUGCUUCUUAACUCUUGACAGUUAGUUUACUCCCAAAUUUUAUUCUAAUCCCAAGACACAAAAAUAGUUAAGUACACUGGAGUCCAGCUAUUUGCACUGGCCGGGGCGGAAGGUUUUUUUUGGGGGGGGAGGAGGUGGAUUUUGCUGUGGCAGCAUGAGGCUGGUGCAGCAGAGAGAUUGGAUUAGGCCUAUUUCUGGUAACAAACCAGAAUGCCCCAUUUGAGAGGUAUAUGCUGCUGGUGUCUUUUGCUUACCUGCAGUUUAGGUGGGCCCAGCCAGGAGUUUGAGAGAGGUGGCGGCCCCCAUGCCAGGACAACCAUGCAGAACAUGGUGAAUGGGACAGCUCUGCCUCAUCAAAACACCCUUCAGUUUGCUGGAUUGCUGUGUUUAAUAGGUAGUUUGUCUGAAAUGUCAUGUAGCCAUGCAAAAUUGUUGUUGGACUAUGGCGCAUUUUAGGAUUGAAUUGCUUUACUUUAUUGUGCCUGAGCCUGGAAGGCACUAUAAAAGAAUUUAAAUUAAUUUUUUUGCUGCCCUUAUAAGAUUAUUGUAAUCUAGACAAGCAUCUCUGGCCCCUGUAAAAAGUGCUAUUUGUAGCACAUAGCAGCAAACCCCUUAACUACUUUGGGACCUCUGAAGGAAAUGAGAUAUUUUUUUCCAUGUAUUCUAUAUAUCAUGAUUUACCAGUAAUUCUUAAAACAGUUGUUAGUAAAAAUGGAUAGAAGAGGCAUAAAAAAAGCAUAGGAGAGUUUUCUUCGUUUAAAAUCAGGAUUUUCAUAUAUUGAUGCCUUAACUAUUUUAAAAAUAGUUUUGAGGGCUGCUGUAAGCUAAUGUUUUGAAAGCCUUAUAGGGGAACAGGAAGAUUAUCUGGAGAAUUGGUAAAAACAAAAGCCAGGAUACAGUAUUACAAGAAUAUAUAUGGACAAAUAAGGUUUGUUGUCAGUAAAACUGAAACUUGAAAAGUAUUAAGAACAUAACUGUUUACUAUAAACAUCUCUUAUUUUGUUUAACGCAAACAAAUCAAGCCUAAAAGCGACUGUUCCUAUUUCCUUCAGCUUGAGGUAUUGCAAUGUAUAGGAUUGCACUAUAAAGGCCUCAUCACACCUAAAUUUUGAACAAGACUAUAACAAGUGUGUGUGUGUGUGAUAUGGUAAGAGUGUCAGCUGAAUCAUAUUCUGCAGUAUAAUGAGACUAUGGUUGAGGAAGUAUGUUCUAUGAUUUACAAUUAGAAAAUGGUUCAGCUGUGUUUUGAAAACUGGACAUGUAGGAGACAUAAUUUGAGGGUGGUCCAUACAAAAUUUGGGGGAAAUUAUUAUUAUUAUGAAUGAGUUAAACAUUUGCUAAGAGAGUAGCAUGUUGACAGAUGCUGUGCAUUUUUCUUUUAUGGACUAUGCUAGGGUAUUUUUUAAAAAUAACCAUUUUUACUGCAUCUUGUACUGUGGAAAUGGUUUGUUGUGUUAGUUUAAGGGGCACAUCUAGUAUGUGCUGUUUUGACAAAUAGUACUUUUGGUAUGUAGUUUUUUUUCUUAUUGAAGAGACAUUUUUCUGGCCAAUGUUAGUCAAUAGACUUGAUUUUUCUGCUGUUGCCAGGUAACAGUUUUUGGCCAAUCUUAGCCUCAGGAAGUACAGAAGCUUGCUGUUGCUAGGCGAGAUUCACACAGACCAGGCCUCAGCCUUGAAGAGUUGUCCAAAAUGUUAACAGUUAAAGCAAAAGGUUGUUUAAUUGAAUGUAUUUUUUAUAAUAUACAUUUUCUAGCAUGUUCAUGAAAUGUUCCGUGGAAUCAGGAUUGACUUCUGUUCUCUGCUCAUAAGUAUGCAUACAUUGCCAAUUCACUGUUUCAAAAAAUGUCAGAAACAAAUUAAAAGGUUUCUAUAGAGUCAAUGCCUUUUUCUAGUUAAAUGUAUAAUUUGUCUCCAGAGUUUGCAACUGUUUGUUAUCUGUAUGGCAGGGAUAUACAUUUAAUAAUGCAGUAAAGUUGUAGGGGGCCAAAACAUACCUGUGAUUGUAAGCUGUGAUUAAUGAAAGCGAAUGGGUCUGUUCCUUUUUUGUUGUUGGUUAAAAUUGUCUGUCUAUUGGGUUGCUGGAUUUUAGAAAAUCUGCAUUCCUUUCACUGUAAUGCUAAACACACUACUGAGCAGGCUUUGUUGAAUGCCAUGGGAUAUACCUCUGGAGAAACGUGCUUAAGACUGUGAUGCAGGACCCAAAAUGAGUAAAAAAAAUUUUUUUAAAAAAAAUUUAAUGUUAAAAUUAAAUAAGUCCUUAAAUUUGUACUUCUGAAAGAAAAACAUCUUUGGUUGCUAACUUGGGUGUGUGUGAAUGUAAAAGUGCUAGCGGAAAGCACACUCGGUAGCAAAUGUCAAUCAACUUGUGAGGCAGUUGCUAAAUGUAUGGUGUUGAAAGAUGCUUUCUUCAUUGCUAUCUUUGACCCAUUGACUCAUUUGCAGGCACACUCUUGAUUCUGCCUUGUAGGGUCAUGUGUAGGCACUGCACGAGUUGUAAUUUUGAUUAAUUUUCACAUGUAAUCUUACCUACAAAAAUUCAUACCACAGCAAAUACGUAUCCUACAAGAUAGACUAAACAACACAAAUUGCCUCUCUGGAAUUAGUUUUAACAUUUCUCCAAAGUUUGAUAUAAUCUGAAUAUGUAUUAUUGAAGCUCUGCCUUAUAAAACAAAAAGUUGGAAUAUUUUAUAUUCCGAAAGUGAAGGCAAGUCUGGUCUAUUUUCUUUCCUGUCUUAAUUUUAUUAUAAUAAAAAAGCAAAUCUUACUCUG